UGUUCUCUAGGUUAAGCAACAAAUAUUUCCAACAGCCUGUGUUUACGUUGUACUGGGAAUAUGUGACCACAAGUUUGAACCCUCCAUAAUUAAAGACAGCUUUCAUUUCUUUUCAUUUUUAAUAUUUUUUUUUCCAAAAAAAAAAAAGAGACAGCUUUCUUUGGUUUGAGAUACUGUUACGCUCGAGUGUGCGUAGCAUUGGGUAUCGUGUCGUAAGAUGUUGGAUUUCUUAGCGUACACCGUGCGGCGCAUCUUCAUCAAACAUAAUGCACUCGCUUCUCCAUUAUGCUUCAUCAUCAUCAUCAUCAUCAUCAUGUCAAACUGAAACUGAAACCUUAACCCUUAUAUCCCAUUCGCUUCUCUUUUAUUUUAUUUUAUUUUGUUUCCAGAACUGGUAGAAACAAAACGGAAUUCUUUUGAAUAAAGUAAAUGUUUUAAAGUUAAACCCAGAAGAAUAUUCAUUCAGACACUUCAAGUUUUCCCCUCCGCGGAACAAAAUGGGGAUGGGAACUAGCACCUUUGUUACUAGAUGGAUCAACUUUCUCACCAUGCUUUUGGCCAUUGUUGUGAUAAUAUUUGGAGUGUGGAUGAGCACUCAUCAUGAUGGCUGCCGAAAGUCUCUCACUGUGCCUGUAAUAGGCCUCGGAGCAGUUAUUUUCUUAAUAUCUGUAGUUGGCUUUUUGGGUGCCCUGAAAAACAACUCCAUACUAUUAUGGAUUUAUCUGAUCACGUUGUUCUUUGUCUUGGUGGGAAUCCUGGUCUUCACAGUAUUGGUGUUCAUCGUGACUAACAAUGGAUCGGGUCAUAGUGUUACUGGCCUGAGGUAUAAGGAAUACCAACUUCAAGAUUUUAGUUCUUUGUUUCUCAAAGAGUUAAACAAUUCUCGUAACUGGGAAAGGUUGAAGGUUUGUCUUGUCAAAUCUGAAGACUGCAAUAACCUAUCCAAAAAAUAUAAGACUCUUAAACAAUAUAAAUCAGCUAAAUUAUCACCAAUUGAAGCUGGCUGCUGCCGACCUCCUUCCCAAUGUGGAUAUCCUGCUGUAAAUGCAUCCUACUAUGACUUGACCUUUCAUCCAGUUAGCCCAAACAAUGACUGCAAGCGGUACAAGAAUUCUCGAGCCAUCAAAUGCUAUGAUUGUGACUCUUGCAAGUAAGCAUGCAUGCCCAUGCUCCAUUUCUGUUUUUCUAGAGUAUUAUAUACUUUGUGGGAUGCUGUGCGAGACGAAAUGCUGCCAGGAGCCAUUCUAAAGCUUGAAGGGAACCUCCUCUAUCUAUGCACCCAUCAUCAUAUCAAAUGCUUAUUGAAUUGUUAAAGAGGAUAUCAGUGUCCUCAAAUUCGUGUUAUUUUUAGGACCCCUUGGUGAUGGAUUGUGUAAUCGUUGUGAACACCAUGACUUGAUUUGUUUUAUUAUUUGAUCUAAUGUGAAUAGAAAAUCCAAAAUCAGCAACCUCUACACGCCACAGAUUAACUUCUUGUUUGUUCGCUAAGAUAAUAUUUGAAAAUAAAUCACCUUUUAUCA
This is a messenger RNA of Glycine soja, 1520 nucleotides long. RefSeq names its product tetraspanin-10-like. The transcript has 10 exons. NCBI's taxonomy places the organism in Eukaryota, Viridiplantae, Streptophyta, Magnoliopsida, Fabales, Fabaceae. The record is from RefSeq and is a predicted model, not a curated record. The coding region runs from base 498 to 1154 and encodes 218 amino acids. Gene Ontology annotation, cellular component: plasmodesma; plasma membrane. Gene Ontology annotation, biological process: auxin-activated signaling pathway.